This is a messenger RNA of Papilio polytes (common Mormon), 2443 nucleotides long. Its product is annotated as hemicentin-2-like. NCBI's taxonomy places the organism in Eukaryota, Metazoa, Arthropoda, Insecta, Lepidoptera, Papilionidae. Gene Ontology annotation, biological process: synapse organization. The transcript has 7 exons. Gene Ontology annotation, cellular component: neuron projection membrane. The record is from RefSeq and is a predicted model, not a curated record. Bases 1322 to 2272 code for a protein of 316 amino acids.
AUUUAUUUGUUGUUAUAUGCUAUAUAUUGUAAAUUUUUUAAAUCCCUCUUUUAUUACAUUUUUAGAGCACAACCUCUCCUCACUGGCGCCCUGAGCCCAUCGUAACAAAAUUUUGUCAAAAUCUCUAGAAGCUGUGAUAGUCAAAUAUACGUGUAAUCAGAUUGAAAUGUAUGUGCGAAUAGCGAGAGACCGUUAAUUACUAUAAUUCAACCAUUCACAAGUCGAUAUUAUGCAAAGUGGCGAGGAAAGGUGAGGACGCGAGGCGGCGGCGCGCGCAGUCCUGGCUCUUGUGGCCCGCGCCCCGCGCAUGCCCGGCGAGACAGCGCGCCAUCGGCCACUCCGGCAGUCAGCUGCCGCCGUGGUGCUUGUAGUUGAACAUAUUUAGUGUGACGUCUGGAAGAAUGGGUGGUGUGAGUAACAUCUAAGUAGCUUGUGGUGGGUGCGUUUGUUGCCAUGUGAGUGCUCUUUGCUAUGCCGUCGCCGGCGGUCACGGCGGUCACGGCGGGCUCCUCGUCACAAGCAUCGCGCUCACGCACCGUUACAAGUCAUACGGACUCAUCAGCUACACCUUGCUGUUAGGUUCGUCCAGUAUGUUAAGGUCAAAGCCAGCCGCAACCUGUUUGUCAAGAUCAUCGUGACGGAAGUAGCUUCGAUUUUGAAGAUGGCAGAGCAAAUCUAUUCAGUUGAAUUUAGCAAAUAUAUGGACAUUUUGUAAAUAGGCGUCAGCUGUGUAGUCGCUGUGUAUUAGGCAUUUGGUGAAUAGCUACGCACCAGAUGUCUGAUCGCUGUUUGUGAAGCGCGCGCUGCCGGAACCCCGCGACGGGAGGAAACGGUAUUAAUUUCAAAGAUUUACUUUGCCUUGUGUUUGAAGAACCUCAUUAGUUUGUUAAUCAGUAAUUUUUUCCGAAUAUGACACUGAGAAAGUUUGUGUUUAUUUCAACACUGGUAUUUAAACAUAUAUCUAAUCUAAGUUUUUUUUCGAAAAAGUACAAAAGAUAAUAACAUUAGCAGUGUUUAUAAAAGUAUGCUCCAUGAGGAUUCACUUGACAUCAAAAACGUAUCUUUCAUUAGUUUUAGUCCUGUGGUCUUCUUCGUAUUUUUUUUUCAAGUUUUAUUAUUGAAAACUUUUUUGGAUGAAAUUUUUAUUUUUUUUGUUUUUAACUUGGCAUACCAAAAUUGCAGCUCAUGGUGUAGUCUCACCUUCAAAAUCAAGCUACAUUUUAAUAUGUUAAAUUUAACAUUUAACAGUUAACAAAGAAAUUCCUAAAUGUCCAAUGACGGGUUCUCGUAUCGCAGGGAGCGUAUCCGCCGGUAGGCGAAGAUGUGCGACGCGCGGCCAGCUGCACUGCUGGCCGUGCUCGCCGCGCUUCUGGCCGUCGGAGCUCCCGGGCAAGGUGCCAACAGGGGGGGCGCCGGCGCCGCCGAUGUUGAUGCCGCCGAGUUGGAUGCCGCCGAGCUGGCGGCGGCGAGCGUGCCGGCGUGGCGCGAGCUGUGGCAGGCCUCGCUGGCGGCGCUGCGGCGCGAGCCCUCCAUCAACAGCACGCGGGAGGAGGUGAUCGCGCCGGUCGGCGGCGUCGCCUUCCUGCACUGCCCUGUGCGGAACCUCGGCGAACGCGGCGUGUCGUGGGUGCGCCGACGCGACUGGCAUAUCCUCAGCUCCGGCCUCCUCCUUUACACCAACGACGAGCGCUUCCAGGUGCUUCAUGGCGACGGGUCCGACGAUUGGAUUUUGCAAAUCAAAUACGUUCAGAAACGCGACAACGGCACUUACGAAUGUCAGGUGGCGAGCGGCGGCGGAGGCACGCUGUCGCGGCGGGUGGAGCUGCGCGUGCUCGUGCCCGAGGCGUUCAUCUUGGGUGCCGAGGAAUACCACGUCGACGCCGGCUCCGCUAUAACACUCGUCUGCAUCAUAGAAAACAGUCCGGCACCGCCGCAGUACGUGUUCUGGUACCACAACGCGCGCAUGGUCAACUACGACUCGGCGCAGGGCGUGUCUGUGAGCACGGCGGGCGCGGCGGGGGCGGCGGGGGCGCGCACGCAGUCGGCGCUGCGCGUGCGAGCCGCGCGCCCCGCGCACGCCGGCAACUACUCGUGCCGCGCGCCCGGCGCCGACCCUGCCCACAUCUACGUCUACGUCUCCGAAGGAAGUGAUAAGAUGGCGGCAACGUUAAGCCGCGACGCAGCCGUCGUGCAAGCACCUCAUGUUUCCGUGGUGCUGUAUGCGUUGCUAGCCAGCGCCGUGCCGCCCGCGGGGCCUCUGCGGCGUAUGUAGCAGCAGCAUACGUACCAGGGGCUUACGUAGCACGCGGCGAGGCACAUUCGCGCCGCACGACACCACAUCGCGCAUUCGGCACAGCAAGCGGGAAACUUGCUCAUAGAUUUUUUUUUGGUGAUUUAAAAUUUGUAUAUAAAUUAGUAUUAACACUAUACCUGUAAGAAAAAA